AUGUCUCCAAUUAUAGAUCACCCAUCUCUCCAUGCUGUUCUGGAAGGGACAGAGGAUAUAAGUGCGGAGGGGCUCAAGGUCUCUCAUUUCCGGGGAAUCCCAUAUGGAAAGAUUCCAGGUCGGUUUGUUCAGGCGGAAUUAGUAGAUGAGUGGCAAGGAAAGAAACUGGACUGUACUCGUUUUGGUCCGCAAUGCCCUCAGAAUCCGAUCGAUAUCGGGUAUCUCUUGCGAAUCCCGCAUUCACUGGAGAAAGAUGAAGAAACAGUAGCGCAAGAUGAAUUCAAUUGCUUGAACAUCAAUGUGUCUGUUCCAGAAGGCGCAAAGGGCCCACUUCCAGUUCUGAUUUGGAUAUACGGGGGUUCACAAGUCGUCAGCUUCCCGCCAAUACCCCAUAAAGCCUCCAACACAACGCCUCUGGUGGCUCAGUCGAUUUCCGGGGGAAAGCCAAUGAUCAUAGUAACCUUUAACUACCGGCUAAACAUCUUCUCUUUCGGGGACGGAUCUGAGAGGAAUCUGGCCUUGAAAGACCAAAGGUUGGCUAUCCAAUGGGUUGUGAAGCACAUUGCUGGCUUUGGAGGAGACAAGGAUAACAUCACGCUAGGCGGGGAAAGUGCGGGUGGAGUUUAUGCACAUGCUCAUCUCAGCACCGGCGCACCAGUUCGUCGUGGAAUCUUGAUGUCCGGUUCUCUCUAUCUAUCUCCACCUCAGCCCUACGAGCGAGGAGAUGGUCUCAUCGCUACUCUUUCUCAGAAGCUACAAGAGACACAUAACGUAUCCCUCAAGGAAGCACCAGUGCCAGUUCUUCUCAAGCUGCUAGCGGAUUCAAACAUCAACACUCUUUGGAUUCAGCAAGAGCCAGAUAUUGCGGGCUGGGAGACCCGACUAACCGCAGUCGAUGAGCUUCUUAUUGGGGAUUGCGAGUAUGAAUCCGUCAUCUGGAGAAAUGGUGUUGAAACCGCCAGCGCUGAGGAAAUCGAUGCAGCAUUUGACAUCGGCGCUCCUUUUGGCCCGCAGCUCAAACAUCUGUACAGCAUAUCCCCCACUAGAUCGACACCUUCCAGGCAUGGUGCUUUGGAUUUCAUCAACGAUCUUGUGUACGCCAUGCCGGUGGAAGAUGUGGUGCGCACUCGGCGCCAGGCCGGUAAGACCACAUACCAAUAUGUGAUCGACCAACCAAACCCAUGGCAAGCCUCCAGCCGCGCGCAUCACGCAGUUGAUCUUCUGUACCUGUUUGCUGGCUAUGAUCUUUCUUUUAACCCAGCUGCUGCAAAGGUAGCGCACGAGAUCAGGGAUAAGUGGAUCCAGUUUAUCAAUGGCGAGAAGCCUUGGGAUGCCGGGGAGAGGUUCGGAUUUGGACCGCAUGGGAGAGUUGGUGUGAUUGACGAUGCAGAGUUCGAGUCGCGACGGAGAGUAAAGCAUUUUGAAGUUUUGAGACAGGUUGAUAGGGCGAGCUUGUUCACCAUCUUCCGUAAGCUGGCUGCUGGGCGCAUCAGUCUUCACAAUUAG
Messenger RNA from Amorphotheca resinae ATCC 22711, 1506 nucleotides. RefSeq lists its product as hypothetical. The record is from RefSeq and is a predicted model, not a curated record. The transcript has 4 exons. Bases 1 to 1506 code for a protein of 501 amino acids. Lineage: Eukaryota; Fungi; Ascomycota; Leotiomycetes; Helotiales; Amorphothecaceae.